AUGGCAACGGAGGUGGCUACCAUGCUUCAGUUGCCAUAUGAGUCUACAGAUUCAAGCAGCAAGUCCUCAGUGGGACACAAUCAGACUCCAAAAAAGUCAGCGAUCAAAACAAGCCCACUAAAGCUCUUGGAUCCAGGUCGUUCAAAACUUACCACUGUUGAGACCAAGAGGAUCAUAUCUGUUUUGGAUGAGGCCAUCUUAAAGAUAGAAUUGAUCAGCCUGAUCUCUCACAUUACUGAAUUUCUGGAUGGCUUAAGCACUAUACUGGGAUCUGAGCUCCUGGGUACCCUUAAGGAGCAUGAGCGGCUUUCAAACAACAUGGUAGCUCUACUUACCCAGCUUCAAAGAGAAGGUCUCCUGAAGAUGGAAGAUGGAAGAGGGGACCUUGUAGGAACUGAGGAACAAAUCCGCCAUCUUCAAUUGCACCAGCAAGCUGUAAAAAGCUCUAUCAGAAAUAUUCUGAGACUCUUUCAGGCUGACCCUCUAGCUUCUCAAGCCGUGAGAGAUGAGGCCUAUGCUAGGGAUUUAUUAUUUGAAUUAUUUAUCAAAGGCCUUUCAGAGUUCCGGGGCUUCUUGUUUGAGAAACUCCUGACUAGUCCCUUAGAAGAACAAGAAAAGAUUCAAUUCAUGGAAGAAAUCUCCCUCCGGGAUAAGAAAAACACUGAAACCAUCGCAGCUUUAGAGGCAGAACUUGCAACGGCAGUCCAGAGUCGAGACGAUGAGAUUAUGAAAAAGAAUGCUGCAAUCAGGGAUCUCAAAAGCCACUUACUUCAUCUGGAGAAGUUCUCUGAAAGCCACAUCCAACGCACCAAGCAGGAAGCAGAGAAACUCCAAAAAGGGGAGCUGCGAAUUUCCCAGGCAAAGUGUGCCAAGAUACAGCAGGAUAUACAGCAGCUAAGAGCACAGCUCAAUGUUCUCAUCAUAGACAAUCGAGACUCCGAGCUGGCUCUCAGAAAGAAGAAGUACAAAGUGGAGAUGGAAAUCGAGAACUGGAUCCAGAAAUAUGAUGCUGACAUGGGAGAAAAACAGACUGAGUAUGAGGAAGUCGAUGCUGUCUAUACUGAAGAGAAGGCCCAGCUAGCUGAGCUGAAGGAGAAGUAUGCCGUGCUUGAACAAGAGUAUUCCCAGAUCAAGGAGGAGAGGAGGCGAUCCCAAGAGAAGAAGGAAAGAGCUGAGAGGGAACUGGCUAUCAUGGUCCGUGCUGCCACCCACAUUCAGGCCUUCUGGAAGGGCUACUUGGUUAGGUCACUGUUAAAGUCAAAGAGAAAGAAGAAGGGAAAAGGCAAGAAGGGCAAGAAAUAA
Molecule: messenger RNA, 1302 nt
Organism: Emys orbicularis (European pond turtle)
Lineage: Eukaryota; Metazoa; Chordata; Testudines; Emydidae
Gene: DRC10
Product: IQ motif containing D
Exons: 4
Coding region: 1-1302 (433 amino acids)
Molecular function (GO): protein binding
Source: RefSeq, a predicted model, not a curated record